GAGGAGCGUGCGGCGACUCCAAUCAUUCUUGACGGGAGUGAUGACAAAGGCCACGAGGGACCGGAUGGCAAAGCAGAAAUGAGAGAUCUGACACGAGACUUCAUGGAAACCAAUCCUAGUGUUGUGAACGGCCAACAAGUCUUUGAAGGAGACAUGGUCUUGACGGAGAGCCAGUGGCGAGCGGUCAGGGAGAGGAAGGCCCUUGCAGACCUCUCAGCGCGCUGGCCUGAACAGGGCGGCUUCCCCACCGUGCCCUACUACCUCGACACUACCGACUCCGCCACUGUGGCUGCCAUAAAUGCAGGGAUUGCUCACUGGGAGCAAAACACCUGCAUCAGAUUCCAGCUCACGUCCAACCUCGCUCAACGGCACGUCAGGUUUUUUGAAGGGUCUGGAUGCUGGUCGUAUGUCGGCAUGCUGGCCCAGAAUGGACAAGACAUUUCCAUUGGAAGUGGCUGCAAAGAACUCGGCACCGUCGCCCAUGAGAUCGGCCACGCCAUUGGGUUCGUGCACGAGCAGAGUCGCCCCGACCGUGACGACUAUGUGGUCAUCAAUUAUGGCAACAUCCAAAGUGGCAAGGAACACAACUUCAAUAAGUACAGCACGUCAGUGGUCACCACCUACGGCAUACCAUACGACUACUCAUCCGACAUGCACUAUGGUUUUACAGGCUUCACCAACAACGGCCAGACGACCAUCGCCACCCUAUAUCCCUUGGCGCAGGAGCUCAUCGGCCAGCGCACGGGACUCUCUCACAGGGACAUACUAUUGGCCAACACCAUGUACGGCUGCAUCGACGACUUGACGAAUCCCUGCACUGAGAAAGUAACUCAGGAAGGCACCCUCACCUCGCCGGGCUAUCCAAGCAACUACCCAAAGAUCCAGUGCGUCAAGUGGAUUGUAGCUCCCGCAUGCCACGUGCCCAGAGUGACCUUCUCAGACUUUUACCUGUACGGAGAGAAUCCCUACUGCGGAUCGACUACAGAGACGUGCUGCUACUUUGAUGGCCUGGAGAUCAGAACCGACAACUUGUACGACGGUGAAGUGUAUUGUGGCACGGACAUCACUGCAGGCCAGACCUUCACUGGAACCGGUCAAGAGAUGGUUUUAUACUUCAGGGCGAUAAGUAAUAAUAUUCGCAGGGGAUGGUCUGCCCAACUCACCUUUGUGCCGCAACCGGGAUGCACAACCACCACUGCAGACACCUCCACCACCACCACCACCACAGCAACAACAACCACCACUACAGAACCUACCACCACCACCACCACAGCAACAACCACCACUACAGAACCCACCACCACAGCAACAACCACCACUACAGAACCCACCACCACCACCACCACAGCAACAACCACCACUACAGAACCCACCACCACCACCACCACAGCAACAACCACCACUACAGAACCCACCACCACAGCAACAACCACCACUACAGAACCCACCACCACAGCAACAACCACCACUACAGAACCCACCACCACAGCAACAACCACCACUACAGAACCCACCUGA
Molecule: messenger RNA, 1518 nt
Organism: Eriocheir sinensis (Chinese mitten crab)
Lineage: Eukaryota; Metazoa; Arthropoda; Malacostraca; Decapoda; Varunidae
Product: protein SpAN-like
Exons: 11
Coding region: 79-1518 (479 amino acids)
Biological process (GO): proteolysis
Molecular function (GO): metalloendopeptidase activity; zinc ion binding
Source: RefSeq, a predicted model, not a curated record